This is a messenger RNA of Hyaloscypha bicolor E, 762 nucleotides long. RefSeq names its product N-terminal nucleophile aminohydrolase. The transcript is spliced from 3 exons. Lineage: Eukaryota; Fungi; Ascomycota; Leotiomycetes; Helotiales; Hyaloscyphaceae. Gene Ontology annotation, biological process: ubiquitin-dependent protein catabolic process. The record is from RefSeq and is a predicted model, not a curated record. The annotation marks the transcript as partial. Gene Ontology annotation, cellular component: proteasome core complex; nucleus; proteasome core complex, alpha-subunit complex.
AUGUUCAGGAAUAAUUAUGAUAACGAUUCCGUUACCUUCUCGCCCCAGGGACGGAUAUUCCAGGUCGAGUAUGCGUCUGAGGCUGUCAAGCAGGGGAGUGUGGUUGUAGGAAUAGUUAGCAAGACACAUGCUGUACUUGUUGCUUUGAAGCGCAACGCAGAAGAGCUCUCCUCCUACCAAAAGAAAAUCAUCGCCAUCGACGAGCACCUUGGUCUCUCCCUCGCCGGCCUCGCAUCCGACGCCCGGGUCCUCUCCAACUUCAUGAAACAACAAUCGCUCUCCUCUCGCCUGACCUACGGCCGCGCCAUCCCCCUCGAACGCCUCGUCUCCUCCAUCGGCGACCGCGCGCAAACCAACACGCAACACUACGGCAAGCGUCCCUACGGCGUCGGGCUCCUAGUCGCGGGCGUCGACGAGACCGGUCCACAUCUAUUCGAGUUCCAACCCUCAGGCAUGACGCAGGAGAUGGUUGCUUGUGCGAUUGGAGCGCGGAGUCAGAUGGCGAGGACGUAUUUAGAGCGGAAUUUGGAUGCGUUUGAGAGUUGUGGGCGGGAGGAGUUGGUUAAGCAUGGAUUGAGGGCGUUGAAGGAGAGUCUGGCGCAGGAUAAAGAGUUGACUGUUGAGAAUUGUAGUGUGGGUGUUGUGGGUAUCAAGGAGGAGGGCAUGAAGCGGAUUGAGGCGUUUAAGCUUUAUGAUGGGGCGGAGGUUAGGCAGUGGGUUGAUUUGGUGGCUGAUGGGAUGGAGGCCGCUGAAGGAACGGAG